Rubroshorea leprosula is the source of this 1099-nucleotide messenger RNA. NCBI's taxonomy places the organism in Eukaryota, Viridiplantae, Streptophyta, Magnoliopsida, Malvales, Dipterocarpaceae. The record is from the annotation of a GenBank genome assembly.
GAUUUUCAAGUUCAUGUGCAAAAUAAAUUUAUUUUUCUGAAUUUGCAGAGAGAAAGCAUCGAUAUGGCAAACCAAUCAACCCAGGAGGUUAUUGAAGAACUGAAGAAGCUUCUCAGUGAAAAAGGAGACCUAGGCUGUGAGGUUCAGGGGAAAAUUGAAAGGCUGAUUGCUGAGUUGAAAUGGCCAGGGCCAGUAGGCCCUCAUUUUGUUGAUCCAGUAGUUAAGAGGAUUUUCGAUGGUUUCAACCGCUUCAAGACCUGUAACUUUGACAAGAAUCCAGAACUUUUUGCAGAACUGGCAAAAGGACAGCACCCCAAGUUUCUGGUAUUUGCCUGCUCGGACUCUCGGGUGAGCCCCUCUCAUAUCCUGGAUUUCCAACCUGGGGAAGCCUUCAUGGCCCGCAAUAUUGCCAACAUGGUCCCUGCAUUUGACAAGGUUAGAUACUCUGGAGUCGGUGCUAUCAUUGAAUAUGCUGUUGGUAGUCUUGAGGUAAGAAACAUCCUGGUUAUUGGACAUAGCAAGUGUGGUGGGAUACGAAGGCUCAUGACUCACCCAGAGGAUGGUUCUAAUGAAUUUGACUUCAUUGAUGAUUGGGUCAGAAUUGGUUUAUCAGCAAAGAAAAAGGUCCUGAGUGAGAACCCAAACCUGUCACUAGACGAACAAUGCGAACUGUGUGAAAAGGAAUCGGUGAGGAACUCGGCGAGGAACCUAUGGAGUUAUCCAUAUGUGAAGAAGGCAGUGCUGGAUGGAAAUCUGAAAUUGUGGGGAGGUUAUUAUGACUUUGUCCAUGGGAAGUUUGAGAUUCUGGAGGAUGCACAAGCCCUUCCUGUUGUACCGUUCUGAUUCUCAAGAUGAGAAUUGAAGAAUAAGCAUUACUAUUGUGUUUACUUCCUUCUUCUUGUUCAGGAAUAAAACAGAGCUGCUAAGUUCUGAGCUUGCUAUUUUAUGACUUUUUUUCCUUUUUGGUCAAGAAUAAGUUGUAUAACAUGAAAUGUUUAGGUCCAUGACUCUAUGUUGGAUCAUUAAUGAUGAAAUGUGAAAUAUGUGGGAUGAUAUUAUGAGCAAUCCUUUCUUGCCAAAUUUCCAGUUGAUCUAUUGU